AUGCCGACUUUCCUCUUUACGCUGUUUUCAACCAGCUUGACAUUUACUAUGAAUGCUACCACUUUGAUGUUGAUCGUGGUGGCAUUUAUGUCAACCAUGAGUUGGUUCGUAAGAUACCGAUUUCUCAAUAUGUACUCUCGAUUACCUCCGGAACCUCAGCGAAAGGAGCCUCAGAUAGACCUCUAUCCAGAUACACAAGAAGAAGGAUCAAAGUCAGGGUUCUCCAAUUACUUGGAUGAGUUUCUUAGUGCCAUCAAAAUCUUUGGUUACUUGGAACGCCCUGUAUUCCACGAACUCACACGUUCAAUGCAAACAAGAAAGCUCAUAGCUGGUGAAACCUUGAAUCUUGAGGAGGAGAAGGGGUUUUGUCUGGUGGUUGAUGGAUUAGUGGAAAUUUUUGUCAAAUCGGCUCGGGAAGGACGCGAAUCUGAUACCGAUCCCAUGUCGUAUGAACAAGAGGAUUCGGAUAGUGGAUCUGGCCCUCACCGAGGUGGUGGACAUCAAGGCUAUCAGUUACUGACGGAGGUUAAGAACGGUGCACCUAUGUCGUCUCUCUUUUCUAUUCUUUCGCUAUUUACCGAAGAUGUCAAAUUGAGACAUUCUGACGACGAUGAUUUCGAUGGAAGUGCUUCUGGUACCCCUUAUGGUAAUGCGGAUCAUCACGAAUAUGGCAAUAGCCAUGACGCUCCGCCAUCACUACCCACAAGCCCAAUAUACGGGGCUCCUAGUCAAGAUGGUCAAGGAGAUGGUAGGGAUCGACGUGCUUCAACGACAACUGCCAACGGAAGAAUACCCCCGUUGUCAUUGGACGCUGCAGCCGACAUCUACCCGCGUCCACCUAGGCCUAAGAGGAUGAACACAACCUCUGUACACCCUGAUAUUGUGGCCAGAGCUACGGUUGACACUACUAUCGCUAUAAUUCCUGCUAGCGCUUUCCGGCGACUAACCAGAGUAUAUCCUAAGGCUACAGCGCACAUUGUUCAGGUCAUUUUAACGAGAUUACAAAGAGUCACUCUUGCGACUGGUCAUUCUUAUCUUGGGUUGACUAGCGAGGUUUUGCGCACUGAAAAGCACAUGAACAAGUACACGACUUACGAAUUACCAAAUUUCCUACGCGGGGAUGCACUGAAGCGUUUAAAGGAGAAGUUCAUCCGUGAAAAGGAGAGGAUUGGCCCCGAGGAAGGUAGCAAAGGUAUUGCUUUGCACAAUGCUGGGGCUGGACGACGACGAGGAUCCAGUCAUAGCCUUAGAAAAGAAGCUACAAUGCAUGCAUCAUCAGUUAGAGGUUCUAUGUCGACGUCCAAACAAACCUUCGAAGCACCUGGUGGAGAGUCCGGCAUCAGUCCCAGCCCCGGGGAUCUUCUUACUAAUAUUCAGAUGUCACGUCAUGGUGGGCGUAAACCUGCUUCAAGCGUGAAACAAAAUUCUAGCCCUCAAGUGUGGCAUCAUGAUGCUCAAAGUCCGCUUUCGCAGAGGACCUCGAAUAAUCCAUUUCAUGGUCCUAUGAAUGCACGAGUCCCUCUUCAUCGCCAAGAGUCAAUCGACGAAGAUGGCAUGUUUAGGAAAUCCAUAUUGGAGUGUAUCUUUAAAGCUAUUGGUCUUACGAACACUAAAAAUGCAUUACGUAUGUCAGAUUCUGUUGAAGGCUCGCCUCGGUUGUUAUCGUAUGAUCAGAAACGUCAAAAAGCAGUUUUUACUGGCAAUUCUUUUACGAGCAAUGCCUUCGGCCUUAUCUACCCCUACGAAGGAUCUGUGGACGACACUGAAUCAGUGACAUCUGGUGGAGUCAGUGCUGGUGGCUAUCCUAGUACGCAGGGUCUCGCCCAAGAGCUCAAGGAUGAAGUGGAGAUUGUUUACUUCCCCAAAGGCUCGGUUCUUGUGGAACAAGGAGAGAGAAAUCCUGGGUUGUAUUACGUCAUCGAUGGUUUCCUAGAUGUUAGUGUUCCUGUCGAUGAAAAUUCCGAUUCCAUGGUGCUAGGUCAACCUUUUCGACACUCUUCAACCGACAAGAAUGCCAAUGAUCCAAUGCCUUCACUAUCUAGGACGAAAACUGUCUCAUCGCGUACGUCAGGACCUACUUUUGGUGUCCCAGGACAUGAGGGUAAAAAGCGAAGGACAGCAGGGCGAAAAAGUUUGGCACUUAUAAAACCAGGCGGUAUUGCAGGCUACAUCGGUACUAUAUCUUCUUAUCGCUCCUUCAUUGAUGUUGUUGCAAAGACAGAUGUUUAUGUAGGAUUCUUACCACGAAUAUCGUUGGAAAGAAUUGUUGAGAAGUAUCCGGUCGUACUUCUGACUAUGGCUAAACGUCUCACCAGUCUGUUGCCUAGGUUGAUCCUGCACAUAGACUUUGCUCUUGAAUGGGUGCAGGUGAAUGCCGGCCAAGUUAUCUACCACCAAGGUGAUGAUAGUGACGCAAUUUAUAUCGUCUUAAAUGGCCGACUUCGACUUGUAGUCAACAAUGACGAAGCUGGAAUGAAAGUCGUUGGCGAGUAUGGACAAGGUGAAAGUGUUGGAGAACUGGAAGUCAUGACAGAAUCAGUACGACCUGCUACACUUCAUGCAAUUCGGGACACCGAACUCGCCAAAUUUCCCAAGACGCUAUUUAAUAGUCUUGCGCAAGAGCACCCAAAUAUUACGAUCAAGAUAUCCAAGAUUAUUGCAUCCCGUAUGCGAGCCUUGGUAGAAGAACCAGUCUUUGUACAAACUAAAGAAAAAGUCACUGUUGCCACAAACGAUAAGGUCUCUUCGACUGUCAACCUCCGUACCGUUGCUGUACUUCCUGUCACUGCUGGAGUACCUGUAGUCGAAUUUGGCAGUCGUCUAAUGAAUGCUUUGACUCAAAUCGGAGCGCCCAAUGGCGUGACUUCUCUCAAUCAAGCAGCAAUUCUCAACCAUCUUGGCAGACAUGCUUUCAGUCGUAUGGGAAAGCUCAAGCUCUCACAAUACCUUGCCGAUCUGGAGGAAAAGUACGGCUUGGUAUUAUAUAUUGCUGAUACAAACGUCAACUCGCCUUGGACUCAGACCUGCAUUAGUCAGGCCGAUUGCAUUCUCCUAGUAGGCAUAGCAGACGGUUCGCCUGCGAUUGGAGAGUACGAACGUUUCUUAUUAGGUAUGAAAACCACAGCAAGAAAAGAACUAGUAUUAUUGCACACAGAUCGGUUCUCGUCGCCGGGUGUGACUCGUUCCUGGCUCAGAAAUCGAGUCUGGAUAAAUGGCGGGCACCACCAUGUUCAGAUGGAUUUCAGAACUAGUGCCGUCCCAGUACAUUCUCAGACAAGAAAAUUCGGAACUGCACUGAAACAGCGAGUCCAAGUAAUUCAAGCAGAAAUCCAAAAAUUUACAUCUCGCCGUGUACGACAAUCACCACUCUACUCUGCAGAGACUCCAUUCAAAGGUGACUUUCAUCGGAUUGCCAGGCGUCUUUGUGGCAAGUCUAUCGGUCUCGUCCUCGGAGGAGGUGGCGCACGUGGUAUAUCUCAAGUCGGGAUUAUUAGAGCUAUGGAAGAAGCUGGGAUUCCAAUCGACAUUAUAGGAGGAACCUCCAUUGGAUCGUUUAUCGGCGCACUAUAUGCUCGCGACGCAGACGUAGUCCCUAUGUAUGGACGCGCGAAGAAAUUUUCGGGUCGCAUGGCAAGCAUGUGGCGUUUCGCACUGGACUUGACAUAUCCAUCGGCUUCCUAUACUACUGGUCAUGAAUUCAAUCGCGGUAUCUUUAAGACUUUUGGAAAUACUCAGAUUGAAGAUUUCUGGCUCGAGUUUUACUGCAACACUACAAACAUUAGUAAAAGUCGAUCUGAGAUUCACACCAGUGGAUAUGCAUGGCGGUACGUAAGAGCAUCCAUGUCUCUUGCUGGACUUCUCCCACCGCUAUGCGAUGAGGGAAGUAUGUUGUUAGAUGGUGGAUAUGUGGACAACCUGACGGUUUCUCACAUGAAAUCUUUGGGGGCUGAUAUCAUUUUUGCUAUCGAUGUUGGAAGUCUCGAUGAUAAUGUGCCCCAGAACUUUGGGGACUCGCUUUCUGGAUUUUGGGCAUUUGCAAAUCGGUGGAACCCAUUCUCAUCUUAUCCAAAUCCUCCCACUUUGGCUGAAAUACAAGCACGCUUGGCUUAUGUGUCUAGUGUCGAUGCUUUGGAACGGGCAAAGACAACUCCGGGAUGUCUUUACAUGAGACCUCCAAUUGAUGAAUAUGGUACUCUCGACUUUGGUAAAUUUGAUGAAAUUUACCAAGUUGGGUACAAAUUCGGACAAGAAUAUUUAGCAAAGAUGAGAGAUCAAGGUAUUCUUCCUCUGGUGGAUGAGACAGAGGAGAAGAAGGCACUGAGGAGAACGAUGGCUCCGAGAAGAGCAAGUAUAUAG
This is a messenger RNA of Sclerotinia borealis F-4128, 4356 nucleotides long. NCBI's taxonomy places the organism in Eukaryota, Fungi, Ascomycota, Leotiomycetes, Helotiales, Sclerotiniaceae. The record is from the annotation of a GenBank genome assembly.